ACCAAGGCGGAAAUGCCGUCACUACGUGGCCAGAUGGAAGUCAUUUAACAAAUACUUCAACACAUAACCUACUAUAAGAUAUCCAGGUCCAUAUAAUCUCACUAAAUAUACAUUACACUACAUUAGUAACACCCACCGAUAAUGCGAGUUGACUACCUCGUGUUCACUGACACAUGCGCAGUGAUCUGAAGACUUGGGGGAACGGAACCGAGCCAGUUUUUUUUUUUUUUUUUGUUUUGUUUUUUGCAUGCAACCAAAAGAAGAUGGCUUCAGAAGUACUCAGAAAAGAAGAAACCCUGACAAUGAGGAGGCGAUUAAUCGGGUAACUUAAUGUGUGAUGCAAUCGUGCAGACUUUUUUAUUCAGACGAUCCUGUCAAAAUUGUUAGGGCAAGAGGGCAAUAUCUUUAUGAUGAGAACGACAAGCGCUACCUGGACUGCAUUAGUAACGUUCAUCAUGUGGGCCAUUGCCAUCCCAGUGUCACUAAAGCUGCAGCAGAACAAAUGGACCUUCUGAACACCAACACCAGAUUCCUGCACGACAAUAUAGUCUUAUACGCCGAUCGCUUGGCUGCCACUUUGCCUGAGAGACUGUCCGUCUUUUAUUUUGUCAACUCUGGAUCUGAGGCCAAUGAUCUUGCACUACGUUUGGCUCAUCAGUACACACAACACGAAGAUGUCAUUGUACUCAACCAUGCGUACCACGGUCACCUAGUGUCUCUCAUUGACAUCAGUCCAUACAAGUUCCGGAAACUGACAGGACAAAAAGAAUGGGUUCAUGUGGCACCCUUACCAGACACCUACAGAGGCAAGUACAAAGAGGAUGUACUGAACGCAGGCCAACUUUACGCUGAUACAGUCAAGGACUUAAUAGAGGAAGUGCACAACAAAGGUCGCAAGAUUUCUGCCUUUUUUGCCGAAUCGAUGCCAAGUGUGGGAGGACAAAUUAUUCUGCCGCCGGGAUACUCGGCUAAAGUUGCUGAGUAUGUGCACUCUGCAGGCGGGGUGUUCGUGGCAGACGAGGUGCAGACAGGGUUUGGACGCGUGGGGAGUCAUUAUUGGGCUUUUCAGCUGCAAGCAGAUUUUUGCCCUGACAUAGUUACAAUGGGCAAGCCGAUGGGGAACGGGCACCCCAUUGCAUGUGUGGCAACUACAUCAGAGAUUGCUAGAGCUUUCACGGACAACGGAGUGGAGUACUUCAAUACGUUUGGAGGGAACCCUGUUUCUUGCGCAAUUGGUCUAGCCGUCCUCGAUGUGAUAGAGAAAGAAGACCUGAGAGGAAAUGCCGAAAGAGUUGGCGCACAUCUCAAAGAUUUGUUUACGAAGCUGCAAAGUCGACAUAAAAUUAUUGGAGACGUUAGAGGCGCCGGCCUUUUUGUUGGAGUUGAGCUGGUAGAAGACAGAGAACGAAGGACACCUGCCACUACAGCAGCAGCGCAAGUGGUGAAAAGGCUCAAAGUGGAAGAUCGAAUCUGUGUCAGUACAGACGGACCCUGGGAAAGCGUCUUAAAGUUUAAACCGCCCAUGUGCUUCAAUAUGGAAGAUGCAGAGCUGGUGGUGAGGUGCAUCGACCGCAUCCUCACGGAUAUGGAAGCCAACGCGAAGCUAGGAAAGGAAGACAUCUAGGUUUGUUUCUCCUGUAGAAAAUGUUUUAAUUUGAUCAAACAUUAUCAGAUGGUCACAUUCAAUAAGUUCAGAGGUAGUGAUCUAUCUGGCAAACAAAGCAAGCUCAAGCAUUUCACACAUUGCUAUUGUCUGAUGCUGCAUUUAGGAAUUCCACAUCAGAGGCAACCAAGUGUGGUUACAUUGUUGUACUUGCGAAUAAACAUUUUGUUCCUCUUAGAGGCUGAUAUGAGUGGAUUUGGAGUCCCGCUUCCAGAGACGAUGCAUCCUGUUCCCGAGCCAACAUUUUACACUAAUACCACUCUGUCAUUUUUCUUAUAUAUUGAAAUUUAUCAGAACUGGAAAUCAAAUUAGGCUUUCACUGAAUGACGUUUGCUCCUAUUCAGUAUUCCAGCCUCUAGUUCCUAUAUGCAAUAUGCACCCUUUUGUGAGGCUGAAAUGUUCUAUCCAUACCUAAAGACAGUUCUAUAAGCUCACUACUGCUUUGAUUGUAACCUGCGCAGUCUUUUAAACAAUUUUUUUCUAGCUAACAGACAUUUGUCCUUAUUAUCACUUGGCAAUAUCGUAUCAAAACAUGUUAGUAGCACUUACCGGUAACACACACUAAUGUUCAAGUAUCGCAGUUCCACAUGUAGUGGGUUGAAUAUUAACACUGCAGGUGGUGAAGCCCUCUCCCACAGCUUCCCAACGAGGCAUCCGUCGCGAUGUUCACAUUACUUCAGAUAUAUUGAGCAAGCCAUUUAACAGUACAGUACAUUUAACAUUAACUUUAAAAAUAAUAACAAAUAGAUCCAUUUGUAAUAUAAACCAAAAGUUUAUUUCUACCAAUUUGCCCAAGACACUAGAGGAAUGAGUAUCCAGUGAGAGAGAGGGGUUACCCUCUUACAUUUAACAGGCUUGCGUUGAGUUGUAGUACACUAGUAAAGCCACUUAAAAAAUGCAGACACGAUCGGGGAAGAAUCUCAAUAAAAGCCAAAAAAAAAAAAAAAAAAAAGCAAACCAAAAAACAGGGGACAAAAAAAUAUAUAUGGUUGUCUUAAUCUACUACGCCAUCUGAAAACAUUCAUUUGAAACGCUCACAAUGAACUCCUCGAUUGGUUGAAUCCCUUGAAUUUUGCAUCGCCUAAAAGAUCCAAAGCCAUGCAACUUGCAUCCAACAGUCAGCGUGGGAAAACAGAACUAAGGAUUUAGAAACACUGAAAGAAAAAAAAAGCUAAAUUGUUUUAUUUGCGAGCUUCAAAAGCUCUUGCUCCUGUUUGUAAAUCUAGUAGACAUGUAAAAAUACAACCAUACAAUACAUUAGAUUCAAAAAGGUACCAAAAAGUACAGUAAAAAUAACACUUCCAUCGCUGGAAAUGUAAAUGGACACAAAACAAUAUAAAAUAAAAGUGGAAAAGUGACAUUUUGCUUCCCCAAUUCCUCACUUGAUCUGUACAAAUGGAGCAUGAGUCCAAAUUUCUGCCAACUCCAAAGGAAAAGCCAGAGCCCAUGUUCGCUGUGGUCAGACCAUGGAUCUCUUUUCUUAUUUACUUUAGACCUUAAGAGAAAAACACGUUGCUUAACGUUACUGAGAACAAACCAAACGUGGCAAGCAGUUACACAAAGACAGACAGGUGCAUGAAUGAGUCAAUCGAAUAGACAGAAAUUCAAGGGGUACACAGAACCGGGCGCAAUUCGACCACGGUGAAACGUCCUAUUCUCAACCACCACCAGCUCAACCCUUAUCGAUCAAGUAGUGUUUGUAGGGAUGCAUCUUUGGAUGAUAGGUGGAAUGGAUCCAGACCCCAUCAAACAGACUACACUAGCCCCCACCACAAUGUUGGAAUGGAAUUUGAAUAGAUGGGAGGUCUUUGGGAGGUGGGAAUCAAGAAGGCACCAAUGGUAAGAGCUAGAUUUUCACACUAACGGGAUGAUGCAAAAAUGCAUACCUGCACUACGUGUGAUCAGUAUGGCUUGUAGCUACUCGGGUGGCCACGUCUUGGAGUUUUCCCAUAGCUUGAAUUGCCAUGGCCUGGAGGACAAGAGAAAAAGGGACUGAGUUCUGUACAACAAGGAGGACCAAGAAAAUAAGCUGCUCCCAUUCGCGCUAUCCCUCAGGGCACUUAUCGCUUACUGUAAUCGUAGCCACCCCCAUAGCCGUAAUAACCACCGGCUGAGUAGUCAUAGCCGCCGUAGCCGCCAUAGCCUCCAUAGCUUUGCUGCCCGUAGCCUCCAUAGUUCUGGUUGUAACCACCUUGGCCCCCCCAGUAGUUGUUGUAUCCGCCGCCUUGAUUCCAGUUUUGGCCCCCGCCUAGAAAAUCAAAACGGAGCCAUGGAAUCACUUACGCACGGGACCUGGCGAGCCUUCUCCAGUCCGUGACGCGUGCAUACCUCCACGGGCCCUGCCGCCACGUGCUCCGCCACCAUAUCCGCGGGCGUUAAACUGCUGCUGCUGGUAGACCUCUUUGGGUUGGGCUAUUUUGAUUUCGCACUGCAACACAACGUAAAAUUAGCAAAGCAUAGGUUGACCCGCUACACCUAAGAGAUUGCUGAACUUACUGUGCUUCCACCAACGUUGUGGAACUUUUUCUCCAAGAUUUUCUUCACAGGAGCCUCCUCUUGAAAGGUGAUGAAUACAAAACCCCUCCUCUUCUCAGUCUUUGGAUCUUGGGGCAGCUCGAUCGUCUCAAUCUACACAUAAACAAUGACUUAAUCAACAAUCAUUAAAUAUUCAUUCGGCAGCACAUUUUUGGCAUCAUACCUCUCCAUAUGCUUUGAAGUAGUCCUCGAUGACCUGCUUCGCCGUGUCUGGGUUAAGCCCCCCAACAAAUAUUUUCUUGAUUGGAUCCUUCUUCAUGGCCAUAGCCUUCUUAGGGUCAAUCUGUCGCCCAUCGAGCCUAUGUUCCUUUUGUUCCAGAACCUGCCCAAAAAUUCAGAUAUUACUUCAAGCACACCAAGAAACGAUGCUUCAUUACAACUUUCCCCACUCACCUUGUCUACACUGGCUGAAUCUUUGAAAAGAAUAAAACCGAAGCCUCGUGAUCGGCCCGUCUGCUGGUCAAUUUUGAUCGUGCAGUCCGACACUUCGCCAAACUUGGAGAAAUAAUCUUUAAGAUCCUUCUUGGUUGUGUCCCAGCUAAGGCCACCGACAAACAUUUUCCUGAAAGCAAGAAAUGAAUGGGGUCAUUUGAUGGAGCUGGACCCCCUGGGCUACUUCCCCUGUGUGUGAGGGUGUUUGGGGGAUGGGUAAAAGCGACUGGGGGUGUAGAAUUCCAGGGUGUUUUCGAACAUCAGUUCACAUAGUGAUUCAUUGAUCAUUUCUAAUACUAUGUCUGUUAUAAGUACUAGUAACCGUUGUGGGGGGGGGACACUGUUCAUACAUUUCGUGAUGAAUUAGGCUCACGCACAAACGCCCAUCCCCCACUCGUUCUGCACAUGGCGCCAACAAAGGCCGGUUGAACAAAGAAACACGGCAAGCACCAAAGAGCCGCUUCAACGGAAAAUGAGGAAAAAGCUAAAACAACAAAAAAUCGAAAAUAUAAUUCUUACUCACCCUGCAUCUUCUUCGCCUUUGCUUGCGUCUAUUUGGCCCCCUUCCGUGCCGCCGUUUCGCGAAUUGUCGUCGGGCCCUGCUUCACCGCAGGCGUUUUCCCCGGCCUGGCCGCCUCCAUUAAAGUCAUCGACUUCGUGGCCGUUUUCCGAGGUCUCCAUGUAUUGUUGCUCGAUUUCAGUCAUGUUUUAAUAA
Molecule: messenger RNA, 5345 nt
Organism: Corythoichthys intestinalis (scribbled pipefish)
Lineage: Eukaryota; Metazoa; Chordata; Actinopteri; Syngnathiformes; Syngnathidae
Gene: phykpl
Product: 5-phosphohydroxy-L-lysine phospho-lyase
Exons: 12
Coding region: 338-1624 (428 amino acids)
Molecular function (GO): transaminase activity; pyridoxal phosphate binding
Source: RefSeq, a predicted model, not a curated record